AUGGGGCCGCGCGCGUCCCUGGGCCGGCUCCGGGAGCUGUGCGGCCACUGGCUGCGGCCGGCCCUGCACACCAAGAAGCAGAUCCUGGAGCUGCUGGUGCUGGAGCAGUUCCUGAGCGUGCUGCCCGCCCACCUCCUGGCCCGGCUGCAGGGCCAGCCGCUCCGGGACGGCGAGGAGGUGGUGCUGCUGCUGGAGGGCGUCCAGAGGGAGACCAGCAACGUGGGGCCCCUGGACUUUAGCUUCAACACUGGCAAGAACUGUCCCCGUGCCGACGUCCCCUCUGCGGAACAAGGGGGUCCUUCCCAGGUCUCCAGCCACAGCCCCAAAAAAGAAGUGUCUUCAGAAGGGCCCCCAGCCCCGGAGCCCCUGAAAGAGCUCCCGCCAGCCCCGCCAGCGUCCUCCCAGCCUGUCGAGUUGAGGGCCUGGAAAGGUCCCCCAAGUUCAAAGCAGCCUCCGAGCCCAGGUCCCCAGGGGACAUUCCAGGCCCCGCCAGAGAGUGCCCCCCAGGGCCUGGGGCUGUGGCUGGACGAGAACGCCCGGGACCAGGAGCUGGCGGCCGUGCUGGAGUCCCUGACCUUUGAAGAUGUCCCGGUGAAGAAGGCCUGGCCCGCCUGUUCUCUGGGUUUUGGAAGCAGAACUUCCGACCGGGAGCUUAGCGAGGAAGAGCCCAAAGGGGCCCCCUGGCCGGCCGCCAUCCCCGCCGAGUCUCUGGCAGACAGCCCCGGGGCGGCGGAGGAGCCCCCGGCCCAGCCGCUGGAAGGGGGCCCGGAGGUGAGCGGCGCAGGCGGAGGAGGCUCCCCUCCUGCCAGGAGUGAUGUUUUGGAAGUGAAGGUGGCUGAGGACGCCCCCAAGUCGGGGCCGGCGAUGCGGUUCAUCUGCACGGAGUGCGGGGCGACCUUCCCGCAGCUGGCCCGCCUGGAGGCGCACCAGCUGCGCUCGCACCUGGGCUCGCGAAGCUUCCAGUGCCCGAGCUGCGGCAAGACCUUCGGCCGCGCCUCCAUCCUCAAGCUGCACAUGCGCACGCACACGGACGAGCGGCCGCACACCUGCCACCUCUGCGGCCACCGCUUCCGCCAGAGCUCGCACCUCAACAAGCACCUGCAGACGCACAGCUCCGAGCCCGCCUACCUGUGCGCCGAGUGCGGCCAGGGCUUCCAGCGCCGCUCCAGCCUCGUGCAGCACCUGCUGGCGCACGCCCAGGGCCAGAACCCGCCGGAGCCCCAGGCCCAGGUGCCGGAGCUGACGGUCGUCCUGUGCUCGCACUGCGGCCAGACCUUCCAGCGCCGCUCCAGCCUCAAGCGCCACCUGCGGAUCCACGCCAAGGACAAGAACCACCAGUGCUCCGAGUGCUCCGGCAGCCUCCGCCCCAGCCCGGGCCCGGAGCGCCGGCCCCACGUGUGCAGCGACUGUGGCAAGGCCUUCCGGCGCAGCGAGCACCUGGGGGCCCACCGGCGCGUGCACACCGGGGAGCGCCCCUUCACCUGCCAGGUGUGCGGCCGCAGCUUCAGCCAGAGCUCCCAGCUGGUGUGCCACCAGCGCGUGCACACGGGCGAGAAGCCCUACAGCUGCCCGCACUGCGGGAAGCGCUUCGUGCGAAGGGCCGGCCUGGCGCGCCACCUGCUGACCCACGGCGGCCCGCGGCCCCACCACUGCGUGCAGUGCGGCAAGAGCUUCAGCCAGACGCAGGACCUGGCGCGCCACCGGCGCAGCCACACGGGCGAGAAGCCGUGCCGCUGCAGCGAGUGCGGCGAGGGCUUCAGCCAGAGCGCCCACCUGGCGCGCCACCAGCGCAUCCACACCGGGGAGAAGCCCCACGCCUGCGACACGUGCGGCCACCGCUUCCGCAACAGCUCCAACCUGGCGCGCCACCGCCGCAGCCACACCGGCGAGCGGCCCUACGGCUGCCAGAGGUGCGGCCGCAGCUUCCGCCGCAACGCCCACCUGCAGCGGCACCUGGCCACCCACGCGGGCGCGGGCGCGGGCGAGGCGGCGGAGGCCGGCCAGGCCGAGGCCCCCCAGGAGUGCCCGGAGUGCGGCAAGAGCUUCAGCCGCAGCUGCAACCUGCUGCGCCACAUGCUGGUGCACACCGGGUCGCGGCCCUACUCGUGUGCGCAGUGCGGCCGCAGCUUCAGCCGCAACUCGCACCUGCUGCGCCACCUGCGGACGCACGCCCGGGAGACCCUGUACUAG
Molecule: messenger RNA, 2190 nt
Organism: Talpa occidentalis (Iberian mole)
Lineage: Eukaryota; Metazoa; Chordata; Mammalia; Eulipotyphla; Talpidae
Gene: ZSCAN10
Product: zinc finger and SCAN domain containing 10
Exons: 5
Coding region: 1-2190 (729 amino acids)
Biological process (GO): negative regulation of transcription by RNA polymerase II
Molecular function (GO): DNA-binding transcription repressor activity, RNA polymerase II-specific
Source: RefSeq, a predicted model, not a curated record